Molecule: messenger RNA, 8876 nt
Organism: Solea solea (common sole)
Lineage: Eukaryota; Metazoa; Chordata; Actinopteri; Pleuronectiformes; Soleidae
Gene: dgkg
Product: diacylglycerol kinase beta
Exons: 28
Coding region: 675-3383 (902 amino acids)
Biological process (GO): lipid phosphorylation; diacylglycerol metabolic process; intracellular signal transduction
Cellular component (GO): plasma membrane
Molecular function (GO): ATP-dependent diacylglycerol kinase activity; calcium ion binding
Source: RefSeq, a predicted model, not a curated record
GAUGAGAGAGAGAGAGACAGAGAGAGAGGGAGAGAGAGAGGGAGAAAGGGAGGUGGAUGUUGCUGCUGCUGAAGCUUCACUUCUUCUUUUCUUCUUCAGUUGUCGAGCUGCGUGAAGCUGAGAGGACGAGCUCACUUCACUGUGUCUGUUUCUGCUGCUGCUGCUCCUGAGACACAGAGGACAGAGACACAGAGGACAGAGACACAGAGACACUGAGGACAGACCACCAACACCAGCCUGACAUCAGUGAGGAAUAAUCAUGGAUGUUACAGAGAGUGAAGUGAGAGCGCAGACGGUCACAGUGCUUCACUCCAGUGACGUCACAGUUGCCGUGGCAACGGUGCGAGCAAAACAGAAUCCCUCUCUGCUCAGAGGGGAGGCCCCUGCAGUCAGAUGAGGUGAUUCUUCAAUAAGGAGGUGAAACUCUUUUCUAACAGACGGAGGAGACUUUUUAAAGACUAUUUUUUAUUUUUGAGACUUGUUGGAAUACGUGAAAAGGUGCUCGUGUUAAAAAAGAAGAGGCCGACAUGACGUCACAAAACCACUUUGCCUCUGUCUCAUUACAAAACUCGAUACAAGGAUAACCAUCGACCCAUCCCCUCCCCCGCCCUGACGGCGCUCAAGGACCGACACACUCCGAGAAUACCCCCCCACCACCACAAGCUUCAGGCAGCAUGGGAGACGGGAGCUGGGUUUGUCUGAGUCCAGCUGAGUUUAACCAGCUGCAACAGUACAGCGAGUACUCCACCAAGAAGCUGAAGGAUGUUCUGGAGGAGUUCCAUGGAGACGGAAUUCUGUCCAAAUACAACCCAGAGCAGAAGCAAGACGUUCUCAGCCAACCCAUCGACUACGAGGGCUUCCAGCUCUUCAUGGCCACGUACCUGGAGAACGACAUCCCAGAGGAGCUGUGUCAGCACCUCUUCACCUCCUUCAAGAGCAAGACGGGCGGCUGCUCCCCUGACCAAUCACGAGCUGGGACCAGCUUACUGGAGGUUCGCUCCAUUGACGCAGGAAUCUCUAUUCAGACUGAGGUGGCCUGUGCUCCCAUCACAGGAAUGAACGGGAAGAGCAUCCUGUCAGCGAUGGGCCGCCACACGCCGGAGCACUCGAGCGUCAUGAGCACGGCGGGCUCUGGGGCCACCACCUCGCCCUGUUCCUCCCGCUCCUCCUCGCAGCGCUCAGGGACGGGGGGCCACACUCCUGGGGGCCCCCACCGGUCACCCUGCGCCCGGGUCAGAGCGACAGAGGGUGGCGGCAGCAGCAACGUCCUGACCCCCAACUCUGUCCCCGCCAGGUCACCAGUGUCCCCCAAACUUUCACCAGAGAGGACUCACUCUGAGAAGCAUUUGUCGCUGCGCAGGAGUCCGUCGCCACAGCAGAAAGGUUCCCCGCUGCCGUCGCCUCAGGUCGUCUUUCUCAAGGACAUCGUCUGCUACCUGUCUCUGCUGGAGCGGGGGACGCCCGAGGACAAGCUGGAGUUCAUGUUCCGGCUCUACGACACAGACGGGAACGGCUUCCUGGACAGUUCGGAGCUGGACCGAAUCAUCAACCAGAUGGUGCACGUGGCCGAGUAUUUGGAGUGGGAUUCUACAGAGCUGCGACCGAUUCUGAAGGAGAUGAUGGAGGAGAUCGACUUUGACCGAGACGGGACGGUCACACUGGAGGAGUGGAUCAGAGGAGGCCUCACAACAAUCCCUUUACUGGUCCUGCUGGGCAUGGAUACGAAUCAGCAGGAGGACGGGCAGCACGUGUGGCGUCUCAAGCACUUCAACAAACCAGCGUACUGUAACUACUGCCACACCAUGCUGCUCGGAGUCCGCAAGCAGGGCCUCAGCUGCUCCUUAUGCAAAUACACGGUGCAUGAGCGCUGUGUGUCCAAAGACAUCGCCGCCUGCAUCAGCACGUAUGCCAAGUCCCGGAGACACACCAACGCGAUGCAGCACGUGUGGAUCGAGGGAAACUCUCCGACCAAGUGCGAUCGCUGUCACAGGAGCAUCAAGUGUUACCAGGGUCUGACGGGGCUGCACUGUGUCUGGUGUCAAAUCACUCUUCAUAAUAAAUGUGCGUCUAAUGUGAAGGCAGAAUGUGAUGGAGGAGUUUUGAGGGACCACACGCUGCUGCCCUCAUACAUCUGUCCUGUCGUCCUGGACCGUCACACGGUGGUGAAGCGGGGUGAGGGUGAGUCUCCGCCCAGCACCAGCCCUGACGACACCAACCAGACCUUUAAGUUCUCUCCUGGUGAUGGACAAGCGCUGCAGGUCAGUCCUCUCCCAGGGACACAUCCUCUCCUCGUCCUCGUCAAUCCUAAGAGCGGAGGGAGGCAGGGGGAGCGCGUCCUGAGGAAGUUCAGGUACCUGCUGAACCCCAGGCAGGUCUACAGUCUGGAACAAGGAGGUCCAAUGGCCGGGCUCAACUUUUUCCACGACGUCCCUGAUUUCCGGGUACUCGCUUGUGGAGGUGAUGGCACCGUGGGCUGGAUCCUAGACUGUAUAGAUAAAGCCAGCUUUGCCCGGCAUCCUCCAGUCGCCAUCCUCCCUCUGGGCACGGGGAACGACCUGGCUCGCUGUUUACGCUGGGGAGGAGGUUACGAGGGCGGCAGCUUGCUGAAGUUCCUGCGGGACAUCGAGCACAGCACAGAGGUGGUGCUGGACCGAUGGAACAUAGACAUCGUCCCAGACGACAAGGAGGAGAAGGGAGACCCCGUCCCCUACAGCAUCGUCAACAACUACUUCUCCAUUGGCGUGGACGCCUCCAUCGCCCAUCGCUUCCAUCUGAUGCGAGAAAAGCACCCAGAGAAAUUCAACAGCAGGAUGAAGAACAAACUGUGGUACUUUGAGUUCGGCACCACCGAGACCAUAUCUGCCACCUGCAAGAAACUCAACGAGUGCAUAGAAGUGGAGUGCGACGGGAUCAUCUUGGACCUCAGCAACACGUCGUUAGAGGGCAUCGCCGUGCUCAACAUUCCCAGCAUGCACGGCGGCUCCAACCUGUGGGGCGAGACGAAGAAGAGGAGGAACUACAGCCGCAUGAGCAAGAAGGUUCCCGAGAGGAUGCCGGCGAGCACGGUCACGGACGCCAAGGAGCUGAAGUUCUGCAUGCAAGACUUCAGCGACCAGCUGCUGGAGGUGGUUGGCCUGGAGGGGGCGAUAGAGAUGGGGCAGAUCUACACUGGACUGAAGAGUGCCGGACGCAGACUGGCUCAGUGUGCCAGUGUCAUUAUCAGGACGUCGCGACGGCUGCCCAUGCAGAUUGACGGCGAGCCGUGGAUGCAGCCUCCCUGCACGAUCAGGAUCACACACAAGAACCAGGUCCCCAUAUUACUGGGUCCGCCUCAGAAGACGCCCUUCUUUUUCUUCAAGAAACGCAACCGGAGCAGCGACUAGAACCCGAGCAUGCACACACGAACCCCCAACCCCCACCCCCGGAAAAAAGAAUGCGUAUUACUUAGUAGUACAAACUGUAUAUGCACACACACACAUACACACGAGCAGAGGCCGGUCCAUCCGAGGACCGGCUGGAGUUUGAAAGCGUGAAAAAAAUUAUAAAGGCUGGAUUUAUUCCUGGAGGAACCAAAUGAAAAGACUCGCCGUGCCAACCUUCUCCUGUGUAACCACCACCACCGUCCUCCAGACCCGUCCACUCCAGGUCCCAGACGUGGACUUAGUCAACAGUGAAGUGAAUUAGCCAUAAACUGAACCAGUACUGCACUGCCUACUUAACACGGCUGUGGCCACCGGUGGUUUCCACCAACUCUGGGACACAAGGAGAUCGUACCGAGCUCAAGACACACUACGACGAGACAGAGAGCAGCUCAGCGGCUGUUUACAAGUAAACAGAGAACGAACCACCUGUGAAAACACCUGUAUGAAUAAUGAAGGAGCUGUUUUAUUGUUGGAGUGCUCACUGCAGGGCCUGACGGCACGGUACUGCCGAGGAGGGGACGACGAACCAGGAAGCCUUAUGCAUUAUUGAUGGGUCUUGUUCGUGGUUUGAUGGCAGAGGCCUGGAUCAGGUGGAAACAUAGAGACCUCAUUCAGAACUGGUAUAAACGUCCGUCCUGAGUGAUCAGAUCAUGAGCAGAUCGUGCCAAGUUCUGGACAAGACCUUUGAAUGGUCUGAAAAGUGAGACUUACUGAACAUCCUGAUGGGUCAAGUGGAUUUUGGGUGUCCCAUAAAAACAAUUCUGUGCCAGGCUAACCAAAUACGACAGAACUAGCUAAGUUUAAAAAGCUAAUUUUGAUGUUGCGAAAGGUUAGAAUCAAGCCUUUAAGUUGUGGUAAUGCUUCUUUUGGGUUCUCCCUCUCUAGAGGUUGCCUCACAGCAGAUCUUCAGAUAUUUGAUUUGGCAGUGAUGGUUUAAUCCGGUUGCCCUUCCUGACGAAACACCCUCCCAUUUAUCUUGGCUUGGGACCAGCAAUAGGUGCACUCCAAUUAAUCCAAUCAAUUGGGAUCAAUGGGGAUUGGGUACCUUGCUCAGGGGAACUUGCCCCUUGACCCGUCAGGAAUGACCUGUCGGCAUUCAUCUUUGAUUACAUAGCCUGUUGUGAACACGUCACUGUUAAGAACAUAAUUUUGUUCUCACGAACAAUCGUGACGUCACUGUGUAGUCAAACAAAGGAUGUGAGAGAAUCAUUUCUGGGAUGCAUUUUAACGCCAGAGUUUAAGAGCGAAUGGGGACCAAUUUUUGGCCAACACCAUGUGGCGCUAGGUGGCAUCAAAGUCGCAGCUAAUUCUAAGGACUUGCCAGAAAUCAUCACAUUGUUUUAACUCCACCAUACAAGGUCCGGUCUGAACCAAACUUACUAUGAUUGAUGAUCGUUCCACCUUGAAGAUGUUUCCGGAGAACAGAGCGUCCCCUAGUGGCCACGGGAAACACAUCAUUUUACAAUUUCCUGCUCUGUGCUCACAGGGAGUAUCUGAUCCACUUCAAAUUUGGUGGGCGUCACUAAAAGCUGGCUAUGGUGCAAAUUUGGAUGUUUAUAAGAAAACAAGGAAUUGGUCCUGAUGGGCAACGGACGCUCGAAUUCUCACAAAAAUUGACAUAAUCAUCAACAUUGUCUCACCUCACAGUUGUGAACGCAUCACUGUUAAAAACCAAAUUUUUUUUAACAGAUGAAUUCUGUCAUCAGGCCGAUCGGAUCACUGAGGACGGUUGUCAAUAUCAGUUCUGAACAGGUCCAUGAGGACAAUUUUCACCCAUUAGAGUCAAAAAUCAGUUAAACAAUAUUUACAGACUGUUGUGGACGGAAGGUAAGAGACAGGCCUUGUCCGUGUGUGCAGUUACUGCUCCAUAAUUUAGCCGGGGGGAAGAUCGAAGAGAGAGAUUGUUGGCUCAUCUUUGCUUUGCUCAAGGAAACAAACUGUUUCUGUGCAGUUGAUUCAGUCAAACAGUCACGGAAUCAUCAACGGCGGCUCCUCGAGUGAGUCAAGGAUUGAAAUAAAUCCCAUCAAGGGGGGACACGCACGAUCGGGGCCCCCGUGGGUUUCUAUUUACCAGGGUUAUUGACAGGGGAGCUAAAUUUAUCCCUGUCCUCCAGUGAAACCCGACGCCUAAUUACCGUGUCAGACAUCGACUGGCAAUGUCAAGUGCACGCUGUCAAAGUGCAAAAUCCCCAAGCCUGCUCCGAAUGGAAGGUGCCGCCAACCGCCGCCACCACCGCGUGGAUUCUGUGUCGUCAAGAUGUCGGUUAACGACCAAAUAAAGACACAGAGGAACGGAAGUGUUUUUCCAUCGUAGAAGGUGGGAGAUUCAUGGUUGAGACAGCAGCGAGCUCACACUUCAGUGUUUUUUUUUAAAAAAGAAUGUAUUCAUAUUACUGUCCGUACAAACUCUAUUACACAGUCUGUGCCGACAGAGUAUAUAUGUAUAUCUCUGGAACGUAGGCGUAGCUAGCAUAUACUGUUUUUAAUAUAUUACUGUUAUUAAUGUGGAGCUUUUAGAGUAGAGAGGAGUUCAGAUCAGUAUUGUUCACUGUGCAGCGCCGCUGCAGUCGCCCUCUGGUGGCCCCGGUUUUCCACUUUGUCACAUUCGCAUCGUCUUUGGUUUCGAUUUUUUUGUCGAAAACAAAUAUUUAUACAUGGAAAAAUCUGUUUAAAGGUUUUUUUGACCGAUGAGAUGUGUUUAGCUGUUUCAGUUUGGCUUGGCGGGAAACGUAAAACCCAGGUCAUUUCUUCUUCGUCUGCGUCAUUUUUGGCAAAGAUGCAAAUUCCUGCGCCAUUUACACUGUGGCACACAUUCCUGUUCGGGGUUGUUAGCAUAGCCGUUAGCUAUGAAUGUUGAAUGCAUUUUUAGGACCCUAUUCCGAUCUACAGGUUUCACAUACAUGAUCAAAAAUUGGUGCGUGUGUUAAUCAUAUCGGGACGUACAAAAAAGUCCAGUCUGAACCAAACUUACUAUGAUUGAUGAUAGUUCCACCUUGAAGACGUCUCAGAAGAAAUAUUACAUUUGUUUAACAGAGUGCCCCCUACUGGCAAUAGAAAAACCAUAUUUGACUAAAAACACGUUGAUUCUGACUGAAAAAAUUGCAAAAAUCAAAAGUUCACAGUAAAACAGGGAAAUGGUCCUGCCAGCCAAACUGAUGCUCGAAUACUCUCAGAAAUUGACACACGCAUCACAACACUGGCUCACCUUCACCUCCAAUGUGGGUCCCCGGAUUUUGCGUGGCAAAAUGGCUCCACAGCGCCCCCUAGAAGAGGGGUCAAAUUGAGAUAAGUCUGAGGCUAGAUGGCACUGGGGCUAUAUAUUUAUUUUAUUUAUUUUUAUCUGUAGUAUGUUUUACGUAGCAUGAGUUUGGACAUUUGUGGAAACCCCGUCCUCACGAGUGCGACUGCUGAGAAGCUCUGAUGGUACAAACUGAAUUCCAGUGACAGGGUCAGGCAUUCAUGUCUUUACACCCUGAUUCCCUUUAAAAACAUGCUGAGUCAUUACUCUUACACCCAGUCUCUACGGAAACAAACCCUCCCCCCCCCCCCCGACGAGACUUUGGUUUCCUCCAAACAUCGGCUGGGAUGUACUGUAGUUCAGGUUAGAAUCACACCACUGUAAAGCCAUUCAGCAAAAGUGGCGUUCAUUCAAACACAACGGCAACACUGUGUAAAGAACGACGACGACAAAUACUCUGCAUUUCAUAAUAAUCCUUUCAUCGGUCGCUGAUGGAGCCUGGGCGUCAAGAGAACUCAGUGGUGACAGAGUGCAUGUUUACAUUACCUUUACAUUUACUGAAAGAAUGGUUUUAGACAGCUACAUUACCAAGUGUACAUAUUUGUUUAUAUAUUAUUAUAAUAAUAAUAAUAAUAAUAAUAAUGAUAAUAUUUUAUCUGAAGUUACGGAACUUUCAUCACCGCAUGCCUGCUGAAACAAAUGGAGAGUGAACAAAAAAGAAAUGAAGAGAGAGUGUGGAUCUGAUUAUUCAAACUUAUUCAAGCUUAAUGGAGGAUUUCAUACACACACAAAGAUAAAAAUCAUUCAUUAUUUUAUUAAACCGAUGGAGGAGUAGGUGAAACUUCAGAGUCUACAGAAUAUUUGUGGAGUUUCAGCUUUGGAAAAGUUAUCUCUACUUCUUUGGUUUCUCCUUUGUUUCUUUCAUUUCAUUCAUUUUUCCAGUCAAACUGGAAACUUUUCAUGGCUUUCUAAAGCUAGCUUUGGAAAACUGGCUUUGUGAAGCUAGCUUUGUAAAACUAACUGUAACAUUAGCUUUGUAAAUCUAGCUUUAAAUCCACUUUUGUAACCCAACUAGUUAGCUUUGUAAAACUAACUGUAAAGCUAGCUUUAACUGUAAAGCUAGCUUUAACUGUAAAACUAGCUUUAACUGUAAAGCUAGCUUUAACUGUAAAGCUAGCUUUAACUGUAAAGCUAGCUUUAACUGUAAAGCUAGCUUUAACUGUAAAACUAGCUUUGCAAAGCUAGUAGCCUCCAAACUGCUCCCGUGGUUUCAUCCAAGUGAAAAUUAAAAUUCAACUCAACGCUGUUGUUUAUUUUUGAGUCUAAAUGUUUGUUUUAGCCUCCUGACCAGGAGCCAUAUUCAAAUGAUUAUGUACACAGAGCACAAACUCACACUGCGUUAAUGCUCGAUGUUAAUGCUGCUGCUAGAGGCAGCUAACAAGGUUAGCAGAGCAGCAUCGGACACGGCUAACUGCCAGCUGCUAGCUGCUAAUGCUACUAAAGUGGACAUUUAGCCCAAAAAUGGAAUAAACAACGCAAUUUUGAGUCAAAUUUGAAUGUUUUUGACGUUGUUUUUAUUUUUGUUAUUUUUUUACGUUUAAAGAGGUGGUCAACAUUUACGUCGACUCCAAACUUUCAUCCACUCCUUCAUCAACACAGUGUUAAGUAGAAAAUGUGUGAUUUUUCAUGUUUUUGGGGUGAAUUUUCAUCUUAAAUGUUUGUUUUUUUGUUUUUAUUUUCAGGGACAAGAAAAGACGUUUUAGUGCAGUAGACGAUACACACACACACACACACACACACACAAACACGCACACUGUCUGAGUGGAUUUCCAAUGUGUGUCACUGCUCAUGUCUAUUCCUGUCCUUUGAAAUUAAUCAAUUGCCUUAACAAAUAAAUGUAGCCGCUCUGUGCUCGCAGACAGAGGAGAGAGGUCGUAAUCAGGAGAUUAUAUGGAUUAUUUGUGGCACAAAAUUUCCCCAUUUUUAACAGUGUCUGUGAAAAAGAGCUGACGCUCACCAGGUGGAUAAACAAAGAGCGUAUUUGUUUUUUUGUUUUCCAUCCCAGUGAAGCACUGACGUGAUUUAAUCAUCAAACAAAGGCACAUGGUGUCAUAUCAGAGUCCGACUCUGUUUACUUUACAGAUAACGUGACAAAUCCCACGACACAAGAAGAGACCAAAGCCAAUUAUAUGUUCCCUUUUUUACAUUUUAACAAA